UAAUGUAUAAAUCUAAUGUAUUUAGUUAAUAUAAUCUAUAAUAAGCUAAGUAAAACUUUUUAAUAAAAUAAUUUAAGAUAGUUUUAAAUUUAGUUCUAGUAAAUAAUUUUUAAGACCGCCAAUUUUAAUGUUCACUUGUACUUAAUUCUUUUAGUUUUAUUUAAUAAAUAAGUUUUUUAGUUACAUAUGAAUAACAAUUCAUACCGAAUUUUUAUUUUUUUCAUUAUGAUUUAAAAAUGAUCUGAUAACGUCCCAAUUUAAAAUUUUUAAAAAAUUAUUUUGAUAUACUUAAUAAAAAUAUAAAUAAAAUGGCUGACCGUAAAGCUGAAUUAGAGAAAAAAAAAGCUAAACUACAAGCUAUUAGAGAGCAAAAAGAACGACUCCGAAAAGAAAAAGAGAAAAAAGAUGGGGAAGAAGCAGCAUCUAGGGGAGUUAAUGUGGAAAAAGAUCAAGGCAAAGAAAUAGAUGAAAUGUUAUCAUCUCUUGGAGUUGCUCCUGUUUCUGAUGUUUUAUCAAGUUUAAAUACAUCUCCAAACAAAAGUGAGCUUUACAAUUCGAUGUCCACACCAGAUUCAAGCUUAAAAGGAUCCUUACCACAAACACCACAAACAUGUCCUAAAUCCACAAAAAAAAACAGAGAACUUUCCAUUGUUUCUUUAUCUUCAACAAAUAUACCACCCAAAGAAGUAGAAUGCUAUGCUAAAGCAGUACAAACAAAUCAUUCAUCUAAUGAAAGAGACGGAUCCUGCACUUCUUCCCCUCUUAAAGGUUAUUUUGAAGAUUGGAUGAGACCCAGAAAAGCACAAGCAUUUGGUUAUUACGACGAAUACAACUUAAACCCUGGCUUGGAAUGGGAAGACGAAUUUACAGUUCUUACAUAUGAUGAUGUUACUGGUCAAGCGGAAGACGAAGACAUAAGUUUAACCAAUAUGUCAACUUUUCAAAGUAAAUUACCACCUGGUAUAUUAUCACAUGGGCUACCACAAGUUAAAGAAGUUGCACCUGCCAUUACAUCUUUAGAAAGAGAACCAAUUAUUAAAGAAGAAACUAAAAAAUUAAGAGAAUUGAGUGAUGCAGAAAAGAUGAUGAUAAUCCAUUCUGAUGAUUUUCAACAAUUUAUGGAUCGUGCUGGAAGAGUUAUGGAACGAGCAUUAUCAGAGAAUGUUGAUAUAUAUACAGAUUACACUGGAGCUUUAGAUAAUAAUGACAUCAAUGAAGAUAAGAGUAGCACUAGAUUAUCUUUGACUCGUGUAUUUUAUGAUGAACAUUGGUCUAAAAAUCGUCUUGUAACAUCAUUAGACUGGUCUCAACAGUUUCCUGAGCUAACUGUUGCAUCUUACAACAUUUCAGAAGCACCGCACGAACCUGAUGGUGUAGUUUUAGUUUGGAAUACCAAGUUUAAAAAAAAUUCACCAGAAUAUGUAUUUCAUUGUCAAUCCAGAGUACUAUCUGCUACGUUUGCUAGAUUUCAUCCAAAUUUGAUUUUGGGUAGUACCUAUUCUGGACAAAUUGUAUUAUGGGAUAAUCGUGCUCAAAAAAAAACUCCAAUUCAAAGAACACCUUUAUCCAAUACUGCUCAUACACAUCCUGUAUACUGUAUUCAAGUAGUAGGUACACAAAAUGCUCAUAAUUUAAUCAGCAUAUCAACUGAUGGACGACUAUGCUGUUGGAGUUUAGAUAUGUUAACACAACCUGUUGAAAGACUUGAUUUAACUGCUAAACAAUCAAAAUCAGUAUCUGUAUCAGCUUUUGCAUUUUUACAUGAUGAUGUAAAUAAAUUUGUAUUUGGCAGUCAAGAAGGCUCUGCUUAUUCUGCGUGUAGGCAUACCAAGAAAGCUGGUGUAGUUGAAAGUUAUGAAAGUCAUAUAGCACCAAUCACAGCAAUUGAUACAAAUUGUGCAGAAGGAACUACUGAUUUUAGCCAUUUGUUUCUUACAAGCUCUAUUGAUUGGACAAUAAAAUUAUGGAACAUUAAGGAAUCUAAGCCCAUCCACUCAUUUGAAAAUAAUAGUGACUAUGUGAGUAGUGUAGCUUGGUCUCCUGUUCACCCAGCUGUGUUUGCAGCAAUUGAUGUCACGGGGAGAUUAGACCUAUGGAAUUUAAAUAAUAAUACUGAGUCGCCAACAGCUAGUACUAUUCUUGAAAAUUCACCUUUAUUAAAAAGUCUUAUGUGGUCUCAAAAUGGUACACAUUUAAGUGUUGGUGAUGAAUAUGGUAAAAUAUCUGUUUUCGAAGUUGGUGAACAAAUGACACAACCACGGCAUGAUGAUUGGUCUAAACUUUCUAACACUUUACAAGAAUUGAAGAGUAACCAGACUGAUGAAAUGGAUAAAACUAUAGCCUAUAAUACUACUUCAUCGACUACUACUUCAGCAUUCUCAAGAUCAUCAAAUAUUUUAAUGAAAGCUUAGUUAUUAUUUAUUAACUAAUAUAAUUUAAUAUAUAAUAUAAAUAUUUAUAAAUAACACAAAAUGCCAAUUUUCAAAGAGAUAAUUUUUUUGAUGUAUUGUAAAAAUAAAAUUUUAAAUAUAUGGCAUGUUUAUUUAAAGAUUUCUCUAACAGUUAAUUUAAAUUGUAUACAUAUAUUAAAUUUUAAAAUAAAAAAAACAAUUUAAUCAAU
This is a messenger RNA of Daktulosphaira vitifoliae (grape phylloxera), 2620 nucleotides long. It is a transcript of the gene sw, whose product is annotated as cytoplasmic dynein 1 intermediate chain. Lineage: Eukaryota; Metazoa; Arthropoda; Insecta; Hemiptera; Phylloxeridae. The coding region runs from base 309 to 2411 and encodes 700 amino acids. The record is from RefSeq and is a predicted model, not a curated record. Gene Ontology annotation, biological process: transport along microtubule. Gene Ontology annotation, molecular function: dynein heavy chain binding; dynein light chain binding. The transcript is spliced from 15 exons. Gene Ontology annotation, cellular component: cytoplasmic dynein complex.